CAUGGGCAAUACUUUUUAUAUGAAAUCGAAGCUUAAAAACUUUCCCAAUCAGCUGGCACUUCUUAGUCGUCUGGAAGACUUAAGACCUAGCGGUUGUUGAUAAAGCUCUGUGGAUAGAGAUAAAGACCGAUAGACAAUAUGAAGUUUAAAAAUGUACUGCAGAAACUCCUCUUGAGCUUGGUGGCUCUCCACCAGCUGGAUUUGGGAGAAGGCGCUCGCAUCCUGGCAGCCUUUAUCUUUCCCGCCACAAGCCGCUUCGUGAUCAUAAAUGCCAUCAUCCGGGAGUUGGUGAAGCGAGGUCAUGAGGUUACCUUUAUUACUCCUCAUUCCUUGGCCAAGGAAAACUUGGGUCCUAAUUAUAAGGAAAUUGUGAUUGGCUGGUAUCCGUCCUGGAACAGGAUGAAGGAAUUGACCAACACCAAUACUGUCAUAGAGAUGGCCGAAGUGAACAAGUUAACCUUCUCUCGAAUGGUGCACGUGAUUGGGCCAGAGAGCACUGAUUUUGCCUUUCAAACCCCCGAACUCCAGGCCUUAUUUAAUGCUAAGGAUAAAGAGGGAAAAUAUGAUCUCCUGCUGGUGGAACAAUUUGUCAACGAGGGGGCCCUCAUCCUGGGGCACCUUUAUCAGAUUCCAGCCAUUACCAUUUCAACUUUUGGCUACGCAAACUAUUUCAGCCAAAUAGUUGGCAUUAUCUAUCCGUGGUCUUAUGUUCCUUAUCUGUAUAUGCCCUAUUCCGACCGCAUGUCCUUGUGGGAGCGAAUUGGAAACGUAUUCAUGAGUAGCGCAGAUGACCUCUUGAGAAGAUACUCCUAUUACCCUGAGCAGGACGCCGUCCUCCAGAAGCACUUUUCCAAAAAACUGGAUAGAGUGCCGACUAUAAAGGAACUGGAAGCCAAUGUCUCUGCUAUUUUCAUAAAUAGUUACAUGCCCUUGGCAUCGCCAAGACCCCUCUCCUACAACAUGAUUCCAGUGGGAGGACUUCACAUCAAAGAGCCAAAGGCUCUGCCAGAGAAUCUCCAGAAGUUCCUCGACGGAGCCACUCACGGAGCCAUUUACUUCAGUUUAGGCUCUCAAGUGCGUAAUGCGGACCUGCCUCCCGAAAAGCUCCAAAUCCUUCUCGAUGUCUUCGGCAGCCUCAAGCAGAGGGUUUUGUGGAAGUUCGAGGAUGAAAAUCUGCCCCCCAACCUACCUGCCAAUGUGAAGAUCCAGGCGUGGAUGCCGCAGACCGAUAUUCUGGCACAUCCCAACGUCAAGGUGUACAUUGCCCACGGAGGACUCUUUGGACUGCAAGAGGGGGUGCACUAUGGAGUUCCCAUUCUGGGCAUUCCCAUCUUCGGCGAUCAGUAUUCGAACCUCAAGAGGGGGGAGAAGUCAGGCUUUGCUUUGGUCUUGGACUACAAGACGUUCACCGCAGACGAGCUUCGUAGUUCGUUGCGGGAGCUGUUGGAGAACCCCAAGUACCGAGACAACAUGAAGAAGGCCUCUAAAAUAAUCCGGGACAGACCUCUGGGAGCCAUGGACACGGCCAUGUACUGGAUCGACUAUGUGAUCGAGCAUCGAGGAGCUCCCCAUUUAGUUUCCGUUGGUGUGGAGCUGCCCUGGUAUCAGUUCUACCUUCUGGAUGUGAUCGGACUAGUUCUAGCUGUAGUCCUUCUUCCGGUUCUGGCUUUCUGUGUUCUUCUCCGAAAAUUAUUUAAGAAGACGUCUCCCAGCCCCAAGAGGAAAGUCAAUAAGAAUUAGAACCAAAACGUGAUCUUUAAUUUGUUAAACAAUGUGGAUACAUUUAAGUUAGAGAGUUUCCUUUUCGCAAUAAAUUUUGGAUAUUUUGUAA
This is a messenger RNA of Drosophila ananassae, 1831 nucleotides long. RefSeq names its product UDP-glucosyltransferase 2. NCBI's taxonomy places the organism in Eukaryota, Metazoa, Arthropoda, Insecta, Diptera, Drosophilidae. Bases 139 to 1740 code for a protein of 533 amino acids. Gene Ontology annotation, molecular function: UDP-glycosyltransferase activity. The record is from RefSeq and is a predicted model, not a curated record. The transcript is spliced from 4 exons.